AUGUCAGCCGUAGUUUAUCUCAAAGUCUUCAAUGGCGAUGAAGAACUUCGCAUCUCAUUGGUCUGCUCGAAAACUAAAGUAGCUCCUCUCAAACGGCUGACUAUUCCAAGGCUUGAGCUGUCAGCUGCAGUUCUUCUUGCUAAGCUUGUAAAAUGGAAGGAGUUCGUUAGGAAUCGUGUCCAGCUCAUCCAGGAAUUAACGGAUGCUCAGUGGAAGCUCGUUCCUGGCAAGGAGAAACCAGCUGAUUGCGCAUCUCUGGAAUCAGCUGACCUUGAAGAGAAACCUGUUGUAGUGCUCAACGUCAAAGUCCAGCGCCCAGAGAUCUGGGAUCUAGUCCGUCGAUAUUCCUCGCUCAACAAGUUGCUCAGGAUUACUGCUCUCUGCCAAUGUUUUAUUGCUCGUCUCAGAAAAACUCCAGGAUCUUCGUUAAAGACAUCUCUCAACCCUGGUGAUAUUGAACAAGCUCGUCUCUUCUGGAUCAAGGCUAGUCAGUCAGCGCAUUGCUCUUCCGAACUGAUGACCUUGUCCAGAGGGCAAAAACUCAGACCUUCUCAUCCGCUCAUUCGAUUGACAGCGCAUAUUGAUCACCAGGGAGUUCUUCGUGUUGGCGGACGUCUCAAGUUUGCUCAGCUCGACAAUGAUAGCAAACAUCAAGCUAUCAUUCCGAAGUUUGCUCAGCUCCUUAUUCAGGACGCUCAUCUCAGAACUCUUCAUGGUGGAACGCAGCUCACACUUGGUCAGCUCAGACGAUCGUACUGGAUUGGUGGAAGAGCACCAGUAAGAUUAUUCAUUCUAAAGUGCGUUCCAUGCGCAAGACAGCGAGGAAUCAGAGCUCAACAACUCAUGGGUCAGCUCCCAGUAGCUCGUCUCACUCCUGGCCGUGCAUUUCUCAAUACAGGAAUUGAUUAUGCCGGUCCAGUAUCGCUCCGCUCAUGGAAAGGACGUGGCCAGGAUUUCGUCUGUAUGGCUACGUCCGCGGUUCAUCUCGAAGUCGUCUCAGAUUAUACAUCUGACGGCUUCAUGGCAGCGUAUCGUCGUUUUGUCGCUCGGCGCGGGCUCUGUAGGAAUUUGUUCUCAGAUUGUGGAACAAAUUUCCUCGGAGCCGAUAAAGAAACAAAAAAAGCUCUUCUCAAUGGCGUCCAAGGAAUCGGACCAGCUUGCUCAUCUCUUGCUCAACUUUGGAGGAAAGUGGGAAGCAGCAGUUAA
Messenger RNA from Fopius arisanus, 1206 nucleotides. RefSeq lists its product as uncharacterized. The record is from RefSeq and is a predicted model, not a curated record. The transcript is spliced from 3 exons. Gene Ontology annotation, molecular function: nucleic acid binding. The coding region runs from base 1 to 1206 and encodes 401 amino acids. NCBI's taxonomy places the organism in Eukaryota, Metazoa, Arthropoda, Insecta, Hymenoptera, Braconidae.